AUGAAAGUUGUUGAAAGUUUUCCCAGUAAGAGAGCCAUUUCAGCUAUCAAACGGAGCUUUCAUUCCGGCCAAUGUGUUUCCAAUGUGAAACUGAGUAAAGAUGAGUUUGUGUCAAAAUUGCUUGAUAGAAGAUGGACAUUGCCUAGCCCUGAUGCUAGGAUUCACCAAAUAAUGCUUUCAACCAGCAAAGUACAACCACAACCAGGAAGACCCUUGUCUGAUAUUUCCUUCUGGAACAAUACUAACCCAUGUUUUAGUGACGCUAUGGCGGAAAAGGACGAUUCUUUCUUUAUUGUGAGGGAUGAUUUGUUGCAUCCGUUGAUCAAUGGAAACAAAGCAAGAAAAUUGGAUGCAUUGAUUCCCCUUGUCGAAGAUCAUUCCGUGACUGAUGUGGUGACUUGUGGAGGUUGCCAGAGUGCCCAUACAGCAGCUGUUGCCGUUUCAUGUUCAGAAAGAGGACUGAAACCACAUUUACUCCUACGAGGGGAGCAGCCUGAAGUACUGACUGGCUAUAACUUGAUGUCAACCAUAUAUGGCAAUGUCACUUAUGUACCAAGAUCGCUUUAUGCCAAUAGGGAAAAGAUGUUAAAGAGCCAUGCUGAUACUCUGGCAGGCAGUAGCGGUACCGUCCUUUGGUUUGAUGAUAUUUUGGAGGCUUCUUUGAAUCAAAAUGAUGGUGCUCUGAAUCUUUCGCAAGAAAUUGCUCAAAGAAGUGACCAUCCUCGGAAAAUUGUAAUUGUCAAUGAAGGUGCAGGAGAUGUUGUAGCAUUACUAGGUUUGACUCGCCUAGUGCAGUACUUAUCGCAGAAUCACUUGCUUGGGAAUGGAAGGGUCUUGAAGCUUGUUGUAGAUUCUGGAACUGGGACAACAGCUGUUGGUUUAGCUCUUGGAGCCAUAUGUUUGGGGCUCCCAUGGGAGGUAACUGCAGUGAUGUUGGCUGAUACGUAUGAUGGGUACAGACAUCAGGAGAAGCGUUUGAUUUCCAAUUUCAAGAGGCAUUUUCAUACUCAUAUUGAUCACUGCUUCAAUGAUAUAGAUAAAGGAAUCGUGCACUGGGUAGAACGUUGUCACCCAAGAAAAUUUGGCAAUGUAUUAGAAGGGGAAUUAGAGGCAUGCCAACAUAUUGCACAACAAACUGGUAUUUUAGUCGACCCAGUUUAUACACUUUCUGCUUGGGAGAAGGCAAUGGCCCUUCAUAAAAAGGAAGCAGAAGUUGAAGGAGGUGCAAAAGUGGUGAUGCUUCACACUGGAGGCACUCUAGGCAUGUUUGGGUUAGCACAGAGGUACAAAUCUUACUUCUCCAAACUCAAAGUUGGACCAUCCAGUUGA
Fragaria vesca subsp. vesca is the source of this 1329-nucleotide messenger RNA. Its product is annotated as putative 1-aminocyclopropane-1-carboxylate deaminase-like. Gene Ontology annotation, molecular function: D-cysteine desulfhydrase activity. Bases 1 to 1329 code for a protein of 442 amino acids. The record is from RefSeq and is a predicted model, not a curated record. The transcript has 7 exons. NCBI's taxonomy places the organism in Eukaryota, Viridiplantae, Streptophyta, Magnoliopsida, Rosales, Rosaceae.